Cynocephalus volans (Philippine flying lemur) is the source of this 687-nucleotide messenger RNA. Its product is annotated as GTP-binding protein Di-Ras3-like. The record is from RefSeq and is a predicted model, not a curated record. The coding region runs from base 1 to 687 and encodes 228 amino acids. Gene Ontology annotation, molecular function: GTPase activity; GTP binding; GDP binding. Gene Ontology annotation, cellular component: plasma membrane. Lineage: Eukaryota; Metazoa; Chordata; Mammalia; Dermoptera; Cynocephalidae. The transcript has a single exon. Gene Ontology annotation, biological process: signal transduction.
AUGGGCAACGCUUCCCUUGGCUUCAAGGAAAGGUUGAUGCAGCGGCUGCGACCCCUGCCCACCCUGUUUGUUUUCCGUACCUUCAUGCCCCACAGGAGGAGCAAAGAUUUUCGCGUGGUGGUGCUCGGCCCGGCCGGCGUGGGCAAGAGUGCGCUGGUGCAGAGGUGGGUGCGCGGCACUUUCCGAGACAACUACCUGCCCACCAUUGAAGAUACCUAUCGCCAGGUGCAGGGCUGCAACCACGCCAGGGAUGCCCUGCACAUCACCGACACCACUGGCGGCCACCGCUACCCAGAUCUGCAGCGCCUUGCCAUUUCCAGGGGCCAUGCCUUCGUCCUGGUCUACUCCGUCACCAAGAAGGAAACCCUGGAGCAGCUGAAGCCCUUCUAUGAGCUGAUCCGCGAGAUCAAAGGCAGCAAUCUGCAUAAGUUCCCUAUCGUGCUGGUGGGCAACAAGAGAGAUGACAGGUUCCACAGGGAGCUGACCCUCAGAGAUGGUGCUGCCCGUGCGCUCGAGUGGAAUUGCGCUUUCCUGGAGACGUCGGCCAAGGUGGAUGUCAACGUGGAAGAGCUGUUCCACGUGUUGCUGAACCAGGAGAAGCCUGACACCUGCCCCCAGGGUCCUCAGAACAAGUCCCAGAAGCCCAAGGACACCAAGAAGCUGCUUGGCAACUGCGUCAUCAUGUAA